This is a messenger RNA of Symbiodinium sp. CCMP2456, 1275 nucleotides long. The record is from the annotation of a GenBank genome assembly. NCBI's taxonomy places the organism in Eukaryota, Dinophyceae, Suessiales, Symbiodiniaceae.
AUGGAGAAUCUUCGCCUCAUACCCGUUCUUGUGACUGCGGCCGUCCUUUACAGCGCUGGCGCGGGCGAUACAUCCAACGACGAUGUCGCGACGGCUUUGAGAUCCGAGUCCGAGGAUACCGACUGCCCAGAAGCUCUCCGCCUCCUGCAGCGCCGACAGCGGCGAAGUGGCGAGAUGGGUCGCGGCACAGACCUGGCUCAAGCCGGAGCUGUGGAUUGCUCCAGCACGGAGAUCUUGGAUUUGUCGGGUAGUCGGAUCACUCGCUGGCCUUUCCGGCCGGGACAAAGCUGUCCUCAGCUGCAAAACUUGGACUUGUCCGACAACAUGCUGCAGGAGCUUCCGGUGGACGCUUUUGUCGGCAUGCCCAAUCUCACCGUCCUCCGGCUCGCCCACAACGGCUUUCUGGAGUUUCCGAACACGACGGGCCUGAAAUCCCUCUGGGAAUUAGACCUGAGCUCCAAUGCCAUCUCCUCGAUACCUGCCGGAGCUCUGUUCGAAAAUCCUGAGGUGGUGCAUCUGGACCUGAGCAGGAACAAACUUAGUGACUUGCCCAGCUCCGGCGAGUGGCUGCCCGAGUCCAAUGUCCUUAGCUACCUGACGGUCGCUCAUAACCAGAUCAGCUCUCUCGGAGACGCGUUCUUUCGUGGAUUUGCGGAUCUGGACUGGCUGGACUUGAGCGGGAACGGCUUACAGAUGCUGGAUCCCGAAUCAUUUGCAGGAGUAGAGGACUUGGACAAUCUUCUUCUGAUUGGCAACCCGCUUGGCUGUCGAAUCCCUCUCAUUGACACCUGCUUCUGUCCCGGCGACUGCUCUGCGAACACCACCCGCGAGGCAGCAGAGGAGGAUGAGGAUGAGGAGGAUGAAGAUGAGGAGGAUGAAGAUGAUGAGGAUGACGACGAGGCUGACGACGGGCCUUUGAUUAAGGUUCCUGCCUCCUGGUGCAAGCUACCACUGUGCAUUUCCAAGCGUUCAGUCAGCUCGGGCAGCAAUGCCUCCGUCGCCGCGGCCGAGCAGGAGAUGUUUGGAAACAGCACGUCAGGCAGUGCAGCCGAGAAUGCUUCCAACACCACGUAUGUGGCGGAGAAAGCCGGAAACAGGCGCAACACGACAUCAGCCAAAGGAGCCGAUGUCAUUUCAAACGCUACGUAUGCAGAUGCAAAAGCCAAAAGGUCUGGAAACAGCACAUCGGCCAGUAAAACCGAGAACAUCUCCAAAAGCCUGGAGGUGGGUGCUCAAGCCAAAGGCAUGAGCAAGAGGACAUAUCCUAUGCUGUAG